Molecule: messenger RNA, 6356 nt
Organism: Coregonus clupeaformis (lake whitefish)
Lineage: Eukaryota; Metazoa; Chordata; Actinopteri; Salmoniformes; Salmonidae
Product: potassium voltage-gated channel subfamily B member 1-like
Exons: 4
Coding region: 482-3097 (871 amino acids)
Biological process (GO): potassium ion transmembrane transport; protein homooligomerization
Cellular component (GO): membrane; voltage-gated potassium channel complex
Molecular function (GO): protein binding; delayed rectifier potassium channel activity
Source: RefSeq, a predicted model, not a curated record
UGACGCGCCGCGGAUCGACCUUUUGCGCUAGAGUAGCAUACGAGUCGCGCCGCUCUACUCACAGACAGGAGAUGGGGAAAGACCCUGGUGCGGAAAACCGUGUGGAUUCACAACAUACUUGUUGAUCUUCUCCAUUAAAAUAGCGGGCGUCAUGGUAGGCGGACUAAAUCAGUGUAUAGGAGGAUCCUUAUCUAACCAUAAGGCGGAUCCAGAGUGCCACGGAGGCAACACCGUUUGAGACGGAAUGGGUCAGAAACCGUGCCCGAGAGUAGGCUAAUAAACCUAAUUACGUUUCCUCCUUUUUCCUCUGAUAUUUAUUUCAUGUUUUCAUCUCUGCCUCUCGCUACCGUCUGACGAGCCAACCUAAAGUUAAGAUUCAAGGAUGAAGGUAAACAAGCACAAAUGUGGACCGUAACAUUUCCCCGUCCGGAUCUUGCCUGUUGGACCAAUUGGAACUCGGUGGAACUCUCGUCAGUUCAAAAUGGAGAAAUCCUCAACGGGAUUGAAUAAGAAUGGCUCGCGAUCGACUGCAUCGCUACCCCCGGAACCGGCACACAUAAUCCACAGCAAGUCAUGUUACCGCCGGGUAAGGCUCAACGUUGGGGGGCUUCCACAUGAGGUCCUCUGGCGAACGUUGGAUAGGUUACCACGCACCCGAUUAGGGAAACUACGAGACUGCAACACCCACGACUCGCUCAUGGAGGUAUGUGACGAUUACAACUUGGACGAGAACGAGUACUUUUUCGACCGGCACCCAGGGGCGUUCACGUCCAUUCUGAACUUCUAUCGGACCGGUAAGCUCCACAUGAUGGAGGAGAUGUGCGCCCUGUCGUUCAGUCAGGAGCUGGACUACUGGGGUAUAGAUGAGAUCUACCUGGAGUCCUGUUGCCAGGCCAGGUACCACCAGAAGAAAGAACAGAUGAACGAGGAGCUCAAAAGAGAACAAGACACCUUGAACGACAGAGAGGGAGAAGAGUUCGACAACACGUGUUGUGCCGAGAAACGAAAGAAACUCUGGGACCUUUUGGAAAAGCCCAGUUCGUCUGUCGCAGCCAAGAUCCUAGCCAUCAUCUCCAUCCUGUUCAUCGUCCUUUCCACCAUCGCCCUGUCCCUCAACACCCUGCCUGAGCUGCAGGACACAGACGAGCUUGGCCACGCCUCAGACAACCCCCAGCUGGCCCACGUAGAGGCCAUCUGCAUCGCAUGGUUCACUAUGGAGUACCUCCUCCGCUUCCUCUCAUCCCCCACCAAAUGGAAGUUCAUCAAAGGUCCCCUGAACGUGAUCGACCUGCUGGCCAUCCUUCCUUAUUACAUCACAAUCUUUCUGACCGAGUCCAACAAAAGUGUUCUACAGUUCCAGAACGUCCGGAGGGUGGUUCAGAUCUUCCGGAUCAUGCGUAUCCUGAGAAUUCUGAAGCUGGCGCGUCACUCCACAGGGCUACAGUCUCUAGGUUUCACCCUGAAGAGGAGUUACAACGAGCUGGGUCUACUCAUACUCUUCCUGGCCAUGGGCAUCAUGAUCUUCUCCAGCCUCGUCUUCUUUGCCGAGAAGGACGAGGAUGACACCAAGUUCAAAAGCAUCCCUGCCUCCUUCUGGUGGGCCACUAUUACUAUGACCACGGUUGGUUACGGGGACAUUUACCCUAAGACUUUGCUUGGGAAGAUUGUGGGGGGUCUGUGUUGCAUUGCAGGGGUGUUGGUGAUAGCCCUGCCCAUCCCCAUCAUCGUCAACAACUUCUCAGAGUUCUACAAGGAGCAGAAGCGUCAGGAGAAAGCUGUGAAGCGGCGUGAGGCGCUGGAGAGGGCGAAACGCAAUGGGAGCAUUGUCUCCAUGAACAUGAAGGAGGCGUUUGCCCGCAGCGCCCAGCUGAUGAACGUGGUGGUGGAGAAGAGCGAGAGGCUGCUGACGCAAGACAACCACCUCUCGCCCAGCCACUGGAAGUGGACACCCAAGCGGGCUGCCUCCGCCUCCGAGACCAGCUCGGCCCACUCCUUCAACCCCGUGGAGUCCCAGACGGGUUCCCCCAGUAAGGCCAGGGCCUCCAGUCCUCAGGGGCUCAACGCUCAGAAGCUGGAGGAGAUGUAUUACCAGAUGGCCAAGACCCAGUCACAGCCCAACCUCAACGCCAAAGACAACAGCUCCAGGGCUGGCAGACAGAGGGAUGAGAUAGAGCUGAGGGCCAUCCCUGGGGGUCCAGGGGACCCUAUGCUAGGGGGUCGAGAGGGGGUGGGGGACAUGAAGAGCCUGUCUAGUAUUGACAGCUACAUCAGCUGUGCUGCAGACUUCCAGGAGAAUCCACGUGGUGUCUACCCCCACAGUCCAGUCUCCGGCCUAGCCCUCCUUGCCCAGGAGACCAGCCACUUCUCCCAUAUCAGCCCAGCCAUGGCCCUCUCUGGGCGGGUCAGCACCAACCCUGGCCUCCAGACCACCCUGGAGCAUGAGCCCAUGCUCACUCCCCUUUCUGCUGCAAAAAACUCAGGCUCGGACAACACUCGCAACUUCAACAAACCUUUGAAAGAUGGCAGCCACUCCUACAAGGUGAACUACCGGAGCAGUGGAGGGGAGUCGGGGCCAGGACCAGGUCGGUCACCCAGCAGCGGUGAUCCUCUCUCAGGCAGCUCCAUCCUGUCUGACCGCUCCCUGCUCAGCCCGGAGACGUCCAUCUACACCACCGCCAGCAGCAGGACCCCACCCAAGUCUCCGGACAGCUCCACCCUGACCACGGCCCUGACCUCCACCCCGUCUGUCUUCACCUUCCACGACUCCUCCAUCAGUAAGUACAUUGACGCCGAUACGGAUGAUGACGAGCACCUGCGGGACAUGUCUGACGCCACCAGCCCCUCGGAGUGCCUGCUGACUGGCUCCAGUGCCCCUAAACGCAGCAGGAACAUCAACAGCGGCUACAACCAGAGAGGCAUCAACCACCUGGCAUCAAGCACCACCCAGCGAAUGCUGGGGCAGAACUGCCUGUUCCCCGGCCUGGAUGGGGGGACGCGGGGGAGUGGGGGCCACAUGGAGAACCAUGUGGUGCCGGAGCUGCCCCGCAGGCCCAAAGGGGACAGAGGAAAGUCUAGUACCAUGGAUGAGAGCCUCUGAGCUGCAGAGGGACAUCCAGGGACAUGCAGAGAGACAUGGACAAGCUGCUGUGAGGAAGGCGAGAAAGAGAAAGUGAUAGAGAGAGAGAGAAAGAAAGAAUGAAAGAGAAGGAAAGAAAGAGAGACACUGUGCCGAGUCCCUUUACAAACUAACAGAAAGGGCCAGGAAAUGAGAGAGAUUCAGGGCAGAGUUUGGGCUGUGGUGUGGUGUUGAAUACUCUGGGAAAAGAUUGAGAACACCACUCUCCCUCCUCUCCCCCCUUCCUCCCUCCCUUUUAGCCACAGUACACUAGCUACCACAGAACUGGGCAGAGCACUCCCAGGGACCCAACUGAGCAGGGGCCCCACAGGGAGACGUGGUAGUAGGUCAAAGGUCAAAGCAGAGCAUGCUGGGAAGGGAAAUGGUCUGUUGGUUGGUUGGGGCUCUGGUGUAGGGGGAAAGAGGUGAGGCAGAAUGGAUGAGGGGGGAAACCGGGAGGCGGGGAACAGCAAGGAGAGAUUAAUGUUGUGAGCAUAGGGAUAGAAAGACAGUCAUAUUCUCCUACAGGUCUAUCUAUCUCAGCUGACCACUGUCCCAUUCCACCCUGAGCCCCAGCCCAGCUCACACUGUAGUACGGAUUCCAGAAGAGGAGUUAUGGUAGAUGCCAAUAAGCUACUUACUAGUGCCCCCCUAGCCCCAAACCUGGCCUUAGUCAUAUGUGAGUAUGUGUGUAUGUGUUUGAGCUUGUGUGUGUGUAUGCGUGCGUGCGUUUGAGUGAGUUUGUGUGCACAUGUUUAAAGGAUAAUUUACUAGAGCAAGGCACUUAACCCUAAUUGCUCCUGUAAGUCGCUCUGGAUAAGAGCAUCUGCUAAAUAACUAAAAUGUAAAUGUAAAUGUAUCCACAUUUUGAGAUUGUCUUACCUGAUUAAUUUAUUUUUAUAUAGAUAAAGGAGGUUACCUAUAGGAAUCUGUGAUUUACUAGUCUGUUGUGUCAUGACCAUAUCUGUUUGAGUAUUUCUGUAUGAGAUAUGUAUUCUUGUCAGACAGUUAUUGGAGGUUCAAUCCAGACUUGUUUUAGUGAAAAACCACAUUCUGUCACAAGAGUCUUGUUCUUCUUGGUACAGUUUGUUUAUCUUGUGGUGAGAGUAGAGUACCACAUCUGAUCUUCCAUUUCUGUCUGUGAAUGUGUCUUGAUUGUCUGUUGUUUUGUGUUACACUGAGUUUUAGUCAGAGGGGAAUGGUUGAAAUAAACAUUUUUGGUAUCAAAGUCAGUAAUCAUAAUCAUCCCUGAAGAUUUGUGCAUCAAGCACACAUUUAGGAGAGCUCUGCUCCAAGGCAUUCAUGUACCGAACAGGGGGUGGAGCGAGAGAGACAGAGACUGAGAGAUCCUACACGCAGUACAAGUCAUAAAUUAGUCCAGAACGCUAUCUGAACAGCACAUUAAUUAAGAAAGGGAAGUGUUACAUUUCACUUAUCCUGGAAACCUGGUUACAGGUUUGGAUUGAAUAGCAAGUCUAGUCUUAUUUGAGUGCAUUUGCAUUCAUUCACACAGACAUUCAUACACUCACACAGACAGACACAUUAAAAGGCCAGCCGAUACACAGGUCUUAUAUGGUAGACAUCUUCAAGAUAGCUCCAGCCCAGUUUCCAUAGUAACAGAUUUUGUCCUGGCAAGGCUGAUACCAGAGCUGCAUAGCUCUGCUAAUUAGGGUGGGUAGUCUGAUGGUAUCAAAAUGCAUACAUUCUUAUCCAUUUAUACAGUUUGCAAACUCUCAAACAUACUGUAGUUAGUACACAGGUAUGUACAUAGAUAAAUACACCUCAUGUAGCUACAGCCCCCCUGCAUUGUUCUGUCAUUCAGAUACAGGCAUAAUGCAACCCUAGUUUUGAAUAUAUGCAUGAUAAUGCUUUCUGAAUAAUAAACACAUCACAGUGCAUAGAUAUCACCGAAGAUGCUUAUAAAUACAAAAGACAGACCCACAACACACGUCCAUGCGUUUGUCCUUUGCUCUCUUUCUCUCACUCGCUCUGAGAAAAAGUGCAAAGGGGAGAAUGCUGCAUCUCCAGAGAGUCACAUGUAUCACUGGUGUUCCUGUCUGAGCUGGAUCCGAGCGAGUGGAGCUGAGGUGUGAACGGAAUAACAAUGACUGUGGAAGGGGCAGAACCUCUGAAAAACUGUGUGUGUGUUGAUCGUUUUUAAGAGGGAGUGCUGCUCAGCCAAGCAGAGAGCUGGUGAUUAGAGCUGUGGUUACUGCUUAGUGGAGGAAGAUGAGCUGCUUCCGGUGUGUGUGUGUGUGCGUGCGUGCAUAUGUGACGAGAUAGUUCUGAUUUAAAGAGGGUGUAUGUCGUUUUCAGCCCUACAGACUGCUCCUGUGAUCAUCAACAGUGACUAGUGUUACAGUAAUAUCUGGGGAACACCAUUUGCCUCAGAAAUACUGAGCAACGCUUUUUCACUGGCUGGAGUGUUUUUCUCUGCCUGUAGAGUGCUUCAAGGCAAUCUCUACCUUCACAAAACACUCUAGUUCACAGCCUAUUUAAUGACACUGGUUCACAGCCUAUUGAAUGCUUAGGCCUGAACAGUCACAGUGGUGUGCAUGCGUGUGUAUAUGAGAGUGUGUGCUGGUAUGGAAGUUCAUUUGCACAGAAGAGAUAAUUAGACUUCCACUAUGUUAGACAAUGUUAACAUGAAUGAUUUUAACUUUAGGGUGGACAUACAGUACAAUGUCACUGUUUUAUGUUCAUUAUGUUAACAAUGCAUUUCAAAUCCUUCUCAUCAUCCGCCCCGGAGGUCGAAUUGGCUGUCCCCUGUAGAGUGCUGGCUUCUCGUGCACGGUUCUGGUAUUGAGCAUUGUCUAACACUGAGAUAUGUGUUGCUGUCCCCUAUGUUUCACAUUACCAUACAUCAAUUUAUACUCUCACUGUAAGAAUAUAUUGUGGGAGUCAGGGACUGUUUUGUUAUGGAAACUAUCUCUUUAAAGAAUGAUGACAAUCAAUUCCUCAUGAAUAGACAUGAAAUACAUUGUAGCAUUGUGAAGAGAAGAUCCAAUGUAGGAUGGACAGACUGGCUGGAUCACAUGUCAUGGACAGACAUACAGACACAUACAGGUCAAGUAUCUACUUAUAGCCUUUAUAUAUUUUUGUUUUGGUAGGAGGGAUGAUUCUGGACAAUAUUCUGACAAGGUCAAAUGAGUUUACUACUAUACUGUGACCACUGACUGGUAUGUUUAAAAAACCAUGUUCUUCUUAAAGGGCACUUUAUACAUCAGUCCUCUCUUCCAUU